ACAAGACUCCCAGCUGAAAUACAGACUCUGGAUACUUUAUACAAAUAACCGAGUGUAAAAUUUUAGCACAAUAAUCCUCCAGAGUUGAUUAGUUUCAGGUGUGGCUGUUGUACUUCCGGUUGCUCUCAAGAAUAAAAGGAGAAUCAAAAUGAGCAUUCGGGGACAGAACCAGGUGGAGAAGAAGUACGACCCCCUAGAUACCACCCUGAAGUUUGUCGACAGGAAGAAUGACUUGGAUCCAAUGUGUGACGAUGAUGAUGACAGUCUAAGAGCAGAGAUGUCCUGCGGCCACGCUGUCACCCCUGAGUCUCUCACACUGUGGUGUCUCCACCAGCUGGAUGAGGGUAAAUACAACUUCAGAUGUCCUGCCGUGGUGGAGGGGACCAAACUGUGCAAUAAGCCGUGGUCGUACCAGGAGGUGCGCAGACUGGCUGAUUUGUCUGUUGAGGAAAUGCAGCACUUUGAGGAGACCAUGGCUCUCCUGGCUGCUGCGGAGUACUGCGAAAUGCAGCCAUGCCCAAGGUGCAAAACGAAUGUGGAGAGGAAGGAUCUCUCCAACCUGUGUGUCCGCUGCAUCAUAUGCACAGCCGACCAGAAGAAGACCUACCACUUCUGCUGGCAGUGUCAGAGGGAGUGGAAAGGUUCAGGCCCUCGAUCUGACCGCUGCGACAAUGACGGCUGCAUCAACAGGGACCUGCAGCUUCUGCAGACAUGCAAGACCAUCAGUCUGCCCUCAGUGACGGGGGUCACCGCCUGCCCCUCGGUCCGGGCCUGUCCUACAUGCGGCAUGAGGGUGGAACACAGUCGACAAUACUGCAAAAACAUCACCUGCCCUCGCUGCCACGUGGAGUUCUGUUUCGUCUGCCUGAAACUAAAACGUGAAUGUUCGGUGACCAGCUCGCCGUAUAAGAUCUGUCCCAGUGGCGUGGCUCCCAGACAGACAUCUAUCCCUGUGUGGCAGAGAAAGUGAAAAAUGGGCCUGUCUACAUAUGUGUAAAGAUAAACUCUUAACGCUCAUUGAUACGAAUGUGACAGAUAAACAUACUCUCCAAAACAAGUGUAACUUUUUUUCUUUUUACAUCUGGCCUACACUGCCUCCCUCUGGCUGGACUUUGAACUGCACCUGAUGUUUUAUCACCGCUGAUAAUGUUACUUAUGAUAAAUUCUGUGUCUACAAAGUGAAACUGCUUCAAAAAGUUAAUUUUGAUUUCGAUUGAGAAACAUUCUGAUCACUCAAUAAAAUCACAGAAAUCUUCAUGCAUUGUAAAAAA
Epinephelus fuscoguttatus (brown-marbled grouper) is the source of this 1271-nucleotide messenger RNA. RefSeq names its product E3 ubiquitin-protein ligase RNF19A-like. The transcript has 4 exons. Lineage: Eukaryota; Metazoa; Chordata; Actinopteri; Perciformes; Serranidae. Bases 149 to 970 code for a protein of 273 amino acids. The record is from RefSeq and is a predicted model, not a curated record.